Molecule: messenger RNA, 2547 nt
Organism: Eremothecium gossypii ATCC 10895
Lineage: Eukaryota; Fungi; Ascomycota; Saccharomycetes; Saccharomycetales; Saccharomycetaceae
Gene: NUP1
Product: FG-nucleoporin NUP1
Exons: 1
Coding region: 1-2547 (848 amino acids)
Source: RefSeq, marked provisional
AUGUCUACUAGCUCGCCGGCCAAGAAUAAAAGGUCAAUAUCGUCGGCAAUUGCAGGACUUUUCCGGCGGCCUGCGGAUGGGGCAAGUACAGCGGAAUGCGCGGAUUGCAGUACAGAGCUGCCCAUUGAAUAUGAGUCGAACACCAGCAGCGAUACAGUGAUUAAGCGGCCACGGGCGGGCGUCCGGGGGGCGGAGCCGCUGAUUUUAUACGAGUCGGACGUGGCCGUGCGGCCGCCCGUGCUGCCGAUCCUGCCGCUGCAGCGGCUGCGGAUGCUGCGGCACCGGCAGGAGCUGCGGCGGCGACAGUACCAGCUGGCGCCACUGGUACAGAGCGGGCACGGCGGGCGGAUUGUGUCGGAGGCGAGCGGCGAGGGGUGGCGGCGGAUUGCGGGCGGGACGCGGAGCGCGUCUGCACUGGGCAGGGCGGGCACGGGCAAGAAGGGGAGACUGUGGUCGAGCAACUUCGAGUACGACCUGUCGGAGUACGAUGUGCUGAAAAAACAGAAGCUGAACACGCGCGACGCGAAGGAUAUUACGAUGCUGGACAGUCCGAAGCUGUCGGAGGAGGUCGUGCUGAAGAACGGCGCGGCUAGGCGCGAUGCUGGCGAGCCGCCGUUCUCAUCCAACCUGUCGCGGGCGCAAUUGAAGCUGCUGACCGGCUGCGAGUCGCCGGCCCUGCUUCGAGGCGAGGCUGCGGCGGGCGGUAAAAGCAUUGAUGGCCGCACGCCCUACUCCAAGCCGCACGACGGCGCUGCCGCGGGCCCGAAGAAGAUGCCCAGUGUUGGCUUUGACUUCUUGCUCAAGGCUGAUGCCGAUACGCCGUCCAAAACGAAGCUGCCGGCGCUUCCGGCGCCAGCUGUGUCGUUGACUCUGGACGAGAACCGUCCCGCGCAGCCUAGCCGCGCAGAAGAGACGGUGCGUCCGGCAGAGACGCCCAGCGCGCCACUUCUGGCGUUCGGGAACCAGGGCCAAGAUGUGUCCAAGCCAGCGGCGCAGCCGCAGCUUUCCUUCACGUUUGGCGCGCCCAAAGCAGCGGGCGGUAAGGACGUAGCGGAACCGGCGAUCAAAGCUACAUCUCCUGAGGAAAGCACGAAAAAGCCGGCAUUUUCUUUUAAUAUCUCCAACGGGGGUGCCAACAAGGCUCCUUUUUCAUUUGGAGCGAGUGCGCAGACCCAAAAUAGCGGUACUACGUCAAAUACACCCAACGGUGGCGCACAGGGGUCCGCCAAACCUACAUUUUCCUUCGGACAGAAUUUCGGCGCCUCCCAGCAAGCAGAAAACAAACCAAAUACCACAUCAUCAGAGGAUAAAUCUAGUCCGUCCAAGGAUGCGCCAGCCCCGCCUAUCUUCGGGAAUGGGAAGCCCACGGUAUCUGGUUUUAGCUUUUCAAAUGGCAGUAGGGAAGCAACUGUGCCUUCGAAGAAGGCUGAUUCGACCUCUGGGAAUCCUACGCUUAUGUUUGGCAAUGGAAUACAGAACAAGGAACCCCAAACUACACCAACCUUUAGCGAUGACAAGAAGGACACGUCCUCUAAGCCGACGUUCCAAUUCGUCAUUCCUGCUAAAAGUAAUACAAAUGCAUCUAACACCAACACAACAUUUGGUACAACCAUGAAUGGCAAUAGCGUCAGCUCAGCCACAAACCUUUUCUCUGGAUCCAGCUCGGAAACAGCAAAAUCCUCGAAUAAUCAAGCUGUACCGACUCUUUCAGACGGAAGCGCAGUAAAAGGUACUUCUCUUGAUAGACAGAACACAUUAUCUCCUGUCACUUUUGGUGCGCCAUCAGCGCAACCUACAACGUCCGGUAGCCUUGGGGCAGCGCCAUUCUCGUUCAAGACAACAACACCUGAUACGUCGAACCCAACUAACCCGCCAUCCCUACUCUUUGGAAAUAAUGUUAACGGCAAUGGCUCUCUUUCCAGUACCUCUGCUCCGGUGACUUCCGGUGCAGCCUCGAACAGCGGUGGCUUUAAGUUUGAUAUGAGCGGGUUCAAGAAUAACCAAGGAGUAACCUCCCCGGUGCCAACUUUUUCAAUGAACAAUAACGUCUCACAAAGACCUGGUAACAAUAUGGCAUUGAACGGAAGUAGUAUGUCGAUUGCUAACGCUCCUCAGCCGCAACAGGCCACGGCCUUUGGUUUCCCACAAGACUCUGUAUCGAAUGGCACCACAGCUUUCGGAUCAGGCUUGACUACUGCGAACAAUUCGCCAGCUUUUGGGAUUAGUACCAAUAACAACAACAGUAAUAACAACCAGCCUGCUGCCGCGUUUACUUUUGGCAGCAACGCGGGGUCUCCAGCGCCGUCACUGUUUGCUAACAGCGCUUCCUCAGCGCUACAGAAUAAUAGGCCAGUGGCUUUUACUCCGUCUUCAUCGGUUAACCUGAACUUCGGUGGUGCGCCAGCUGCAUCCCUUGACCCGUCGCAAGUUUUUGGUCAAGCAGCGACAGGACAGCCUCAAAACAGCGGUUUCGGUAUGCCACAACAACCAAUGAUGCACCUUCCUCCGGGUAGGAGGAUAGCUAGAAUGAGAGCCAGAAGAGGAUGA